AGCUCCUCAGUGUGCACGGACUGACGCGAUACAGGUGGGCCCGCAUGGACAAUCCAUGGGCCAAUGCCUGGGAACAGCCAUUAUCGGACAAACCAGUGUCUGGGAAGCACUCUUGGGCAUUGCCAUCCGAAGCGGCGCACGAUCAGGAAGCUGACUUGGGUCUCCCACCGUGGUCUCUGCAUGACUCCGCCGAAUGGACGAGUUCAGUUCACGCGGGCGACCCCCUCUGGUCCUCCUCCGAAGUGGAGGAGGCUGCAUGGGUACCGUCCACGUACGAGCAAAUUGUUCUUUCCCAACCCUCGGCUGUGAGGCCUAGCCCCUCACCUCAGGAAGAGCCAAGUGAACCCGUUUUAGCCACGUUGUCCUCAUCUCCUGAGGUAGGAUGUGCCACGAGUAUUCCCCUGUCAUCAGAGCACAGCAAACCGUACUCCGCACUUCUACCGUCGGAGAGGGACGCAGCUAUUCCUGAGAAUGAUAUAACAGGAGGCGUUGUACCGACACCAACAGCUCUCGAGGCAGACAAUGAAUCAGAUACAUGGGAAGACCCUAAGCUCCUAGCAGGGCCGGAUGAUGAAUGGGCAUCUACUUGGAGUAGUGCACCGCCUCAGGGCGAAUCGGAAGAGAUCCAACCGCCUGACGAGUGGGAAACUGCUCAACAAGCGAAGGAGAAAUUCAAUCGCGCAGUGCCCCCAGAGUUGUUGGACGCCAUUCUUCGUCAGUGCGAGCAAUUCUCGGACGUUAUCUGCCCGCAGCCUGAGACUGUCGAUUCAAACACCUCCAAUGACAAUUGGCGGAAUGGUCCGACUGGUCUGGAAAAUAUAACGAUGCUUUUAAACGAAUUACUUCCCGAAGAUUCGCCGCUUCCUCCUCCCGUGCAAUUUCCUUCUACUGCAACGGCCAAGGCCGUAAAUGAGGCUCUUAAAUUGACUAGACAUUUAACCCUGUCGGAAAGCAGUCCUUUGGCUAGGUUGUUAGCUUCAAAGGGAACAGCAGACUGGCAGAAGUCCGUAGUCUCGAGGGAAGACGUUGUUCCGGAUGUAACACCUAUCGGUUGGCGUAUUCUUGACAAAGGCGAACACCGAGGCACAGUGGAAGAAACGAAGCCAAGGACAGCGACGGGCGGUUUACUUUCGUUUUGGAGUCGCAGGACUUCUACCGCUCCUUCUCCAUCUGAUGAUAACAGUGAAACACCUGCAUCCGGGAGAUCCAGCAUCAGUAGCUCCAUAUCUACAAAUUUGUCUCAGUCACAGGUUGGACGUGACGUAUCGCCAUCGAAGCGUUCGUCAACGGUUACUCCCGCACCAGCUGCCAGUCAGGAAACCGCAUCAGACGUUGCGGUAACCACAACUGCCCCUGCACCUUCUGCUGUUUCCAGAUUUUUAAACCGCUUCGCCCGUACCAGAAGCACCAAUGCCAACCAUGCGUCGUUGGCUUUGUCCGCAGAUGACCUUGAAUACCUGUCCGAUAUUAAUGUUCCAAGUGCGACUGAUCUCGAUGAUGAAAAUGAUGCAGCUGAUUUGAAGGGCCUGUCAAAUAUGAUUAAAUCUUCACCCCUUCCGGAGAAAUUGCCACCGCCUCUUCCCCCACCACCGAAGCCGAUUAUUAUCCCUUCCCCAUUAACAAGAUCCAACCCGAGUAGCUCUCUCGCAACCCCCAUACUUUCUUCACUAACACCACAGACAAAUAUACCCUUGGCACAUUCCUCAUCAUCCAUUGUGCCUACGAAGCACCCAUCCUCGGUGUCGUCGUUCAUGAUGUCUUCGAUCUCAGCCGUUUCGCCAGCUCUCCCGAUAUCAUCGACUUCUCGGCCUUCGCCCAGGGCUCAAUCCUCGUUCCCUCUUCUGCCACCCCCAAAAGCUCCAACUUCACUCUCCCUUCCACCUUUGAUUCCACCUCCUCCAACGUCGCCCCCGCAGACACCUCGGCCAGGUACUCUACAGCGUCUACCUCCCACGAUGUCUACGAUUACGCCUUCUUCCUCCUCUAGCUUGUGGUCCAAUGUCGCAGCGGUAUCAGAUACCUACCCCAGGGAUAGCGGGGAUUCGGACGAGUUUUCAUUCUUUUCCUCUGGCUCACUCUGCCGCCGCUCGCAUGUUCCGUCUGACUCUGUGUCUGUCCGCAGCCCGGAAUCAGAGAAUUCUUUGGACCGACUUCGGUCUCCACGCUCGUCUAUAUCCUGUUCUCUGGAUGACUUUGACGAUUUUGUCACUUCGCCCUCCCAGGACAAUACUGGCCUCAAAACGCCCUCACCACCUCCUGUACCUGCGAAAAAUACGCCUCCGAGCUAUCGCAGACCAGGCCUCCCCUUGAAACACUCAGUGCGCUCGUCGGACCAUAUGCGCACACAGAGCUUGAUGGAUCAGGCAAACGCAACAAAGGGGACAUGGCCCUCACCAAGGGUUGAGAGUGUGCAAGCACGACCGAUACCUCCGCCACCCAGGUCAGAGAAUUUGCUCGACUUUGAAGACACCAUGAGUCCCUCUACCCCAGUCUUCUCCCGAAAGCCGCUUAUUGCGGGGUCCAGCCAGUCGUCAGCGACCUCUCCCUUUCAUAACUCUCCGCUGGUUACCCAAGCAGCGGGCAUGCACCAGUCACCACUGUCCUCAUCGUCGGCGUCGCCUUUCCAGUCAGCAUUUAUAAGCUCACCAACGCCGAUAGCAGCGAAGCCUCUGCAACCAGUACAACAAAUGACGUCGAAGCCAAUGCAGACGGGUGGUCUUUCGGCCCAAGAUUUGUCCUUCUUCGAGGGACUGUAAUGAGUAGCACGAUACGUUAAUAAGCGUUACGACUUAAUACGUCUGAAAGUGUGUAAAAACUUCGUUG
Pisolithus orientalis is the source of this 2823-nucleotide messenger RNA. RefSeq lists its product as uncharacterized. NCBI's taxonomy places the organism in Eukaryota, Fungi, Basidiomycota, Agaricomycetes, Boletales, Pisolithaceae. The transcript is spliced from 3 exons. The record is from RefSeq and is a predicted model, not a curated record. Bases 45 to 2756 code for a protein of 903 amino acids.